Molecule: messenger RNA, 750 nt
Organism: Solanum tuberosum (potato)
Lineage: Eukaryota; Viridiplantae; Streptophyta; Magnoliopsida; Solanales; Solanaceae
Product: beta-caryophyllene synthase-like
Exons: 4
Coding region: 120-596 (158 amino acids)
Biological process (GO): terpenoid biosynthetic process
Molecular function (GO): terpene synthase activity
Source: RefSeq, a predicted model, not a curated record
UAUUAAUUAACUUAAUGGUAUUCUAAAGCUUUAUAAAUAGCAGGGACACACUUUCUUAGUUUUAAAAGAGAGCCAAGUAACUAGCAAGAAAUUAGAAGUAACUUUAAAGAAGAAGAAAAAUGGUUGGAUUUUGUGGUGAAGUGGAGAUUACACGUCAAUGUGCCAAUCAUCAUCCUUCUGUUUGGGGAGACCAUUUUCUUACCUAUGCUAAUCUCUUGGGAACCAAUGAAUGGGAAGAGAAGGAAGAUGAAGACCAAAAAGGAGGAGUGAGAAAAAUGCUAGGGAUGGCUCCUUCCAAUUCAUUGCAAAAAUUUGACCUCAUCAACACAAUACAAUUGCUUGGAGUGGCAUACCAUUUUGAGCAUUAUAUUGAGGAAUCAUUGAGUGAAAUCUUUAAUGAUUAUGAAGAAUGGAUUGGUGAAUUUGGUGAAAGUGACCUUCAUGUUGUUGCUCUAAGCUUUCGAUUACUUAGUCAACAAGGUUAUUAUGUCUCAUCGGAUGCUUUUAGGAAAUUCAUUAACGAGCAAGGAAGCACUAGCCAGGGACGUACAAGGAUUAUUGAGCUUGUACGAGGCAGCGUAAUUCAGAGUACAUGAUGAAGAAAUUCUGGAUGAAGCAAUUAAUUUCACCACUACUCAUUUGAAGCUAAUUUUGCCUAAUUUGAGCGAUUCCCUUGCGACUCAAGUCAGUAACGCACUGAAAUUUCCAAUCAACAAUAUUAUAGUGAGGGUAGGAACAAGGAAAUACAUA